Molecule: messenger RNA, 1090 nt
Organism: Pyrenophora tritici-repentis Pt-1C-BFP
Lineage: Eukaryota; Fungi; Ascomycota; Dothideomycetes; Pleosporales; Pleosporaceae
Product: ARA1, Aldo-keto reductase, related to diketogulonate reductase
Biological process (GO): D-xylose catabolic process
Cellular component (GO): cytosol
Molecular function (GO): D-xylose reductase (NADPH) activity
Source: RefSeq, a predicted model, not a curated record
AUGGCUCCCAACACUCCCUAUGUCACGCUGAACGAUGGCAACAAGAUGCCUCAGGUUGGCUUUGGACUGUGGAAAGUCGACAAUGCCACUUGCGCCGAGACCGUGUACAACGCCAUCAAGGCUGGAUACAGACUUUUCGACGGUGCUUGCGACUAUGGCAACGAAGUCGAGUGCGGCCAAGGUGUUGCCCGCGCCAUCAAGGAUGGUCUCGUAAAGCGCGAGGACCUCUUCAUUGUCAGCAAGCUCUGGCAAACCUUCCACGAGCGCGAGCAAGUCGAGCUCAUCUGCCGCAAGCAGUUGGCCGACUGGGGCGUCGAUUACUUUGACCUGUACAUCAUUCACUUCCCCGUCGCCCUGAAAUACGUCGACCCCAAGGAGCGUUACCCACCGGGUUGGUUCGUUGACGGCAAGAGCAAGAUUGAGCACAGCAAAGCCAGCCUACAAAGCACAUGGGAGGCAUUCGAGGAGCUCAAGAACAAGGGACUGGCCAAGAGCAUUGGCGUGAGCAACUACAGCGGUGCGCUCCUCCUGGACAUGUUCACGUACGCAAAGAUCAAGCCUGCAACGCUUCAGAUCGAGCACCACCCAUACUACGUUCAGCCCUACCUCAUCGAGCUGGCCAACCAGCAUAACAUCAAGGUCACUGCGUACUCGUCUUUUGGUCCCCAGAGCUUCAUCGAGUGCGACAUGAAGAUUGCCGCCGACACUCCUCUUCUCUUUGACCACCCCGUCAUCAAGAAGAUCUCGGAAGCACAUAACAAGACACCUGCACAGGUUCUGCUACGGUGGUCGACACAGCGCGGUCUUAGCGUCAUUCCAAAGUCAAACUCUGAGCACCGUCUCGCCCAGAACUUGGAUGUAACGAGCUUCGAUCUCAAGGACAGCGAAAUCAAGGAGAUUUCCGACUUGGACAAGAACCUGAAAUUCAAUGCUCCUACCAACUACGGCAUCCCCUGCUACGUUUUCGCAUAGACGUUGGGUAUGGUUGACGGUUGAUUCAAUUGCGAGUUCAUGAUACACAACGGCGAGUCGCCCUGAAAUGGGCGCGCUAGGUAGCAAUACCAGAUAGCAAUGAUGAUUAUGCAUACUG